Molecule: messenger RNA, 3495 nt
Organism: Drosophila persimilis
Lineage: Eukaryota; Metazoa; Arthropoda; Insecta; Diptera; Drosophilidae
Product: muscle M-line assembly protein unc-89
Exons: 5
Coding region: 223-3426 (1067 amino acids)
Cellular component (GO): cytoplasm
Molecular function (GO): guanyl-nucleotide exchange factor activity
Source: RefSeq, a predicted model, not a curated record
CCCCUCCGCCUGUGGUCGGUCCGUGCGGCACACGCAACUCCAAAUGGCAUUAUUGUGUAUAUAAAACGACAGAUAUACAUGACGAGCAACUGCAGCCGGCAAAAAGAGAAAUAUGCAAGACCUCCCAGUCUCUCGUUAAUAUACAAAUCAAUAAAAGCGGAAACGAAAUCUAAAAACUGAACCGAAUACCGAAUAGCCGAAAAAGAGUAGAACAUAAACGACAUGGAUAUACCCAGCACUGGUGCCAUAUUCACUUUGGGCAAAUCCCAUCUGGCGGAGAAUACCCAGAGCUAUUUCUACAUUAAAAAUGAUCCCGUGAAGCGACUGAUAUCGGGUCCCCAUCAAAGUGCAGUCAUAUGCGAAUCUGGCCGACUAUUUGUUUGGGGCGAGAAUCACUUCGGACAGUUGGGGAUUGGCGGCCACAGCGGCUCUACGGCCAGCGGCAAAAGGGGUGGAAACAGCACCACUAAUGGGGAUAUAGUGACAAAGCCCACAUGUGUGAAGGCCUUGAAAAGCCUGGGACUGAAGAUCUGCGAUGCGGCCUUUGGCAACAAUUGGUCCGUGAUGCUAACACACUCCAAUGAGAUCUUCUUUACGGGUCGCAACAUCUUUCCUGAGGACACCCAUGUGGCGCAGCAUUUUAUCAGCGCCCAGGUGGAGCAGCAGCAGUGUGCCAUCAUCCGGAAACCCUUUCGGCUGGAGGAGUUUGAUGACUAUCUGUCCAAGAGCGAGGAGACGGACAACUUCUUGGCCGUGCAGGCGGGCAACGAGCACUUUGCGGUGCUCACCACCACUGGUCGGCUGAUUGGCUGCGGUUCGAAUGCCCAGCAGCAGCUGGGGGAGCUGGAGGCCGACUACGAUGGCCAUCCCGUGGAGAUUAAGCUGGACGCCACCGUGCAGCAGUUUGCCUGCGGGCCAGAGUCCACGCUGGUGCUGACGGCCAGCGGAAGUCUCUUUCUUACGGGGCACCUCAACGAAUUUGUGUUUCCCAAGUUCACGGAGCUGCAGAAGAACCUCUCUCCUACGGAGCAGAUCAUCUUCAUGCACAUUUCGAAGGCCAGCGAGAUAUACAUCGUGAGCAACGUUGGGAAUAUCUACCGCAGCUUCGAGUCGGUGCGGAACAAGAGCUUGGUGUUUCAGCGCUUCUACGACUACGACAGCGAGGAGAACGGCCCCAUCUGGAAGCUCCUGAAGGGCUUCUCCUUCUACGCGGCCCUCAGCAAGGCCAACAAGUUCUUCACGACCUUCUCAGAGAGCGGCCACCACCUGAAGACCUUUCGCGAGAUCUCCAAGUUCAAGAAUCUCCGCCUGCUGGACAUUGCUGUGGGGGAUCAGCACAUUCUGGUGCAGGGGAUACCCAGAUCUUCGAUGGCCUCCGCAUCUACCACCGCCUUCGUCCUGCAGCCAAAGGAUGCAAAUGCAAAUUUACUAGAGCAGGGCAGGAGCAGCAGCGGCCGCAGCCUCACCAAGCAACAACAGGUGGCGGAGGAGAUGGAGGCUAUGUCCCCGGACAAGGGAUUUGGCAUAGCUGCGGGAGCAGCCACUGCAGCUGGAACAGCGGCAGCCAUGGAGGCUGUGAAGCAUUUAACGAAUGGUAACGUGGCAGAAGAGGAAGGAAAAGCCACCAAGGAUACAGUUGAGGAGGCAAAGGAGGAAUCGAAGGCAGUACAGUCAGUACAGGCAAAUUAUGAGGCACAUCCGAAAGAGCCAGAGGUAAAUGGCAAUGAAGAGGAAGCAAUACCGAACAACCAAAAGGAGGAGCAGCAACCGACGAAACCGCAAAGUGCAGAACACAAGCAGAUGGAACCAUCAGCACCCACGGAAUCUCCUACAAAAAGCAUGGAAUCUCCUACAAAACGCAUGGAACCCCCAGUAAAAGCCAUGGCAGCCGAAGUAAAACCCAUGGAUUCAAUGGAUAAACUACCAACUCCCCCCACGCAUACGCCCACACCACCACCACCAAAAUCCCCGACAGAUUCGAUCGGUUCUCUGCAGUCGGCACGCUUUGUGCAGCCAGGUAAUCCUUUGGAGAAGCUGGAUAGCAGCCAGGAGAAGCAGAUGCUGCGUCCGCGCACACCAUAUCCAGACAGCAGCAAUGGCAGCACUCCACAAACCGUCAAAAAGACGCCCAUACGGAACUUCUCGUACGAGGCGGCCAUGGAUCAUGAGCACCUGGAGAGGACGUCGCCCGAGCUGGUCGAUAGCCUGGAGACGGUGGAAGAAGUGUCUGCCCCUGCCACCAUUCAAGUGUCCACGCCCACGCCACCCACAGAGGAGGAUGAGCAGCUAGCGGUGGAGAUAACCACAACGAAGGACUCCAGGGAUGGCAGCAAGGUGGUCAACGAGAUACGGUUUAUCAACAACGGGGUGGAUGUCACGGCCAAGGUGGAGGAGCAAAUGCCAGACACAUCCCUAGAGGACUCGAUGGAGGAGCUGGAGUCGGAUGCCGAGCAGAUGCUGCAACAGGUGGAAGAGCGCGUGGAGAAGACAGUGGCCGAGCACAAAGACGGCGCUUUGAGGGCUACUGAAGAGAUGAGGGAUGAUCUGAACUCCAGGCAAGACUCGAUCCAGAUGGCAGUGAAGAAUGCCGCCCAAGAAGCAAAGAAAUCCAUGGAAGCGGCUGGCGAGCGCAUGGCUACAGGUGCUCGCGGAGCAGUGGAUGCUGUAGGCGAUGCAGUCGGAGCCGCGGGCAAGAGUGCCCAGCGCAUGGCCAACGAUGCAAUGCACGCGAUGGAGCAGGCAGGAAGCAGUGCAGCAAAGGCAGCCUCCGAUACGAAAGACUCCAUGGGCAGGGCCAUGGACUCGGUGACCCACAAGAUCUCCAGCGAGGUGCUUGGCGCCAAGGAGAAUAUAUCGUCGCUGUUCCAGAUCAAGGCAGCCCGCGAAGCGGAUCCUCAGACUACUCCAGUGUCCACGCCACGUGGUGACGAAGAGGACAUGGACAUUUCUUCGAAGGAAGGCGGUCCCAAGACAAACACCACCUUGGGCUCUGGGGAGGAGGAUGAACGGACGACCGCGUCUGUGAACUCGAAUCACAAUUCAGCGGGCAAUGGGAAUCGAGCGCAGUUCGACGACAGCACGCCUUUCGAGCCGAGCAAUCCCUACGAUGAUCCCCUGGAUGCCGUUGUGGAGCGCAGCAAAAAGGCCAUGCAGGAUGACUUGCGGGCAAUGGAAAUGCGAACGCAUUCCCAUGUCCAGGCGGUUGCCCAGAAAACAGAGGAGGAGACCAAGGGCUUCGUUCAGCAGUUUCUGGAUAACAUGCGGCUCUCAUGUCGCAACGAAAGGGCCGUCGAUAUUGAGGAUGAGACGCGACCGCCUCCGCCGGCAGCAGCGCAGCACCACAACAAAAAUAAAGUGAACAGCGAGCUGAGUUUAAGCAACGGACAUGGCGAGCAACAAGCGUCGCGUGUUUGCACGAUUUUAUAAAACUUGCACUACUACCCUCAACACUUUUCUAAGCAAUUGCAUUUGAUUUUAAAGUACAAUUUAACGAAA